GGAGGAGGAGGUAAGAUAUCGGACACCAGUCACACUCUCCUCCCCCCUCCCCCCUUACAUUGGCACCAAGGCUAACCGAGGUAUUAAAUAGAGUGCCAAGGAAAGUAGAAAUGCAGACGCAGAACCAGACUUCUUUGGGCGACUAGCAGUAAAAAAGAUGAACUUAUGGCUGACCAUCCUCUUGGCUGCGGCGACCUUGCUGAUUGGCCAAGCUGCGGGGAAGCCAGCUGGUUGGUACCGGAGGCCGAACGGGGUACAGAAGAACAGAUACGUACAGAUGAGAAUCUUGGCCCAGAGGUACUUAGACUACCUUCAAUAUCAGGAAAGUCUCGGUCAUUACGGGCACGAAUACGGACACGAAUACGAACAUGGACACGACCACGGAUAUGGACACGGUCAUGAGCUCGACCACGGAUCCGGACACGGUCACGCAAACGACCUCGACCACGGAUCCGGACACGGUCACGUAAACGACCUCGACCACGGAUCCGGACACGGGCACGGACAGGAACACGCACAUGGCCAUGACUGCGUACACAGCCACGCACAGGAGUCUAGUUAUUCAAGCCAUUAACGGAAAAUCUUGGCAGUAAGGUCGUGAUUACCUUGUCUACCCCGUGUUACUUCAUCCAUCUGGUAUCUCUCUCACGACAGUCGUAUGUAUUGUGUAUGUACAGUAGUACCUUCUGCCAUAUUAUAAGUGUAUAUGAUGCUUUACAAAUGGCAUAUGAAAGCUGUCUAUCGUAUCUAGUGUUUUUUUCUCGAUAGAUAGAUUACAUCCGUGAUUCUUAACCUUUCUUUUUUUUUUUUUUUUUUUUUUGCCUCCUUCAAGAAUUUCUCCUUCACAUAGAUCAAUAAAAUUUCCCUUCAGAUUUUAAAUAAAGUUAUAAAUCUGUUCCUAGUAUUUUCACAGAGUAUGUAUUAAAUUUUUAAUCUUCUCAUUAUCUGACCUAAUGAUAAAAAAAAAAAAAAAAAAACAUAAUUAAAGAUUUUAGACAAACGCUCCCUUUAGGAAUUACUAACGCCCCCUUAGGUUAAGAAUCAAUGGAUUAAUAUACAUCUCAUGUACCUUUGUCAUACAGGUACAUUACCUAAUUCUUUUCUUUGUGAAAAGGUAUGGCCUUACUGUACAAGGUCUCAAAUUAUACUGUAUCAUUACGUAUAGAUAUGUACGACGUUUGAAUUCUGUUAGUGUUGAUGCUGAUGAUACCAUGGGCCAGUUAGGCAAGAAAUACGAUGAUUUUUUAAAUAAAUUAUUUAUUUGCAA
Messenger RNA from Penaeus chinensis, 1267 nucleotides. Its product is annotated as kininogen-1-like. NCBI's taxonomy places the organism in Eukaryota, Metazoa, Arthropoda, Malacostraca, Decapoda, Penaeidae. The record is from RefSeq and is a predicted model, not a curated record. The transcript has 4 exons. Bases 158 to 574 code for a protein of 138 amino acids.